CGGAAGGAAAAAUGAAGCUGCAUUUCUCUCUUAAUAAGGAAGAGAAAGACUGUAACGUUUGUCACAGAAUUUGGUCUCAUAUUUCAGUAAAAUGUUCAGCAUGUGUGUCGUUCUGCUCGUCUUUUCCAGCAUCUCUACAGUAGUUGUAGUUUCUUCAAAAACAGUCACAGGACACAGAGGAGAGAGAGUUGACAUCAGAUGCAGCUAUGAAUCUGGAUAUGAAUCAAAUUCAAAGUAUUUUUGUAAAGGCAAGUGUAACUAUAGAAAUAAAAUCAUCAUGGUUAAAUCAGGAUCUCCAGCUAAAGACAAGAGAUUCUCUCUGACUGACAACAAGAGGACCAGAGUUUUCACCGUCAGCAUCACUGAUCUGAGAACAGAGGAUACAGGACUAUACUGGUGUGCUGUGGAGAGGACUUUAACUGAUGUCUAUUCAGAGGUUUUGUUGAUUGUUAAACAGAUGAAGAAGACCACUACAUUUUCAACUAUCAACACUUUUACAAACACACCGUCAUAUUUCAGCACAACAGAACCAAAUCCACGAUCCAGCAGCAUCAUAAUCACAGAAAGAAAAGAAACCAUCACAGAUCAACACAAAUCAGCAGAGAGUGAAACAACAAGAACAGGAAGUACUGCAGUUCAACUCGAUCAGCUAAACACUAAUCUGUCUUCUGUCGCUGGCGGUCUGGGUUCGGUUCUGCUGGUUCUGGUUCUGUGUUCUGGAACAUUCCUCAUCCUGAAAAAGAGGAAGAGGAAAUCUGGGACAGCUUUAUUUCAGCAAAAUGUGCAGUACAAUACGGAGAGUGUCCACAUGUAUGAGAUUGCAAUCAGUGACACUGGACCAUCUGAUGUCAUCGCUGCAACAUCUUCAUCCAAUCAGACGCCUGCAUCGCACCUCAACACCCGCCCACAAGUCUCUGCUGUUUAUGCUACAGUAACCAAUCAGCAGCCUGAUUCAAACCCCAGUCGCAUCCACUCAGCCAAUCAGGUGACGGAUACCGACUGUGAUUAUUAUGCCAAUAUGAAGUCACCUGAACCAACAACAGACUGCAGAACAGAACUGAUUUACGCAACAGCGACACAUCCGCAAAACGUCAAGACAAACGACGGCCCGAUAUAUUCAAUGAUCAAACAUAAAUAAAAAAAGAGAAAAACGUU
Sinocyclocheilus rhinocerous is the source of this 1155-nucleotide messenger RNA. Its product is annotated as CMRF35-like molecule 1. Gene Ontology annotation, molecular function: transmembrane signaling receptor activity. NCBI's taxonomy places the organism in Eukaryota, Metazoa, Chordata, Actinopteri, Cypriniformes, Cyprinidae. The coding region runs from base 92 to 1138 and encodes 348 amino acids. Gene Ontology annotation, cellular component: plasma membrane. The record is from RefSeq and is a predicted model, not a curated record. The transcript is spliced from 7 exons.